Molecule: messenger RNA, 2248 nt
Organism: Miniopterus natalensis
Lineage: Eukaryota; Metazoa; Chordata; Mammalia; Chiroptera; Miniopteridae
Source: RefSeq, a predicted model, not a curated record
CACCUCUGCUUCCCCUCCCCCUAGUCCCCCUUCGGGGGCUCCAGGUCAGGCGGGACCAUGUUCAGCAGCACCGGUUCCAGUGGGCUUUAUAAGGCACCUCUAUCUAAGAGUCUUUUGCUGGUCCCCAGUGCCCUGUCUCUUUUGCUGACCCUUCUCCUGCCUCACUGCCAGAGGUUCUUCCUGUAUGACCUCCAAGCAGUCAAGGAUGACUUUCAGAUUUGGAGGCUGAUAUGUGGAAGAAUAAUUUGUCUUGAUUUGAAAGAUACUUUCUGCAGUAGUCUGCUUAUUUAUAAUUUUAGGAUAUUUGAAAGAAGAUACGGAAGCAGAAAAUUUGCAUCCUUUUUGCUGGGCUCCUGGGUUUUGUCAGCCUUGGUUGACUUUGUCCUUGUGGAAGCUAUGUGGUAUUCCUUUGGUAUCACUGCAUCCAGGAAUUUGCCUUCUGGAUUCCUGGCACCUGUGUUUGCUCUGUUUGUACCAUUUUACUGCUCCAUACCGAGAGUCCAAGUGGCACAUAUUCUGGGCCCGUUGUCCAUCACAAACAAGACAUUGAUUUAUAUAUUGGGACUGCAGCUUUUCACCUCUGGUUCCUACAUCUGGAUUGUAGCCAUAAGUGGACUUAUUUCUGGUAUCUGCUACAACAGCAAAAUAUUGAAAGUUCAUCAGGUGCUGUACAUCCCUAGCUGGAUGGCAAGGUUCUUUUCUUGGACACUUGAGCCCAUCUUCUCAUCAUCAGAACCCACCACCGAAGCCAGAGUCGGGAUGGGGGCCACAGUAGACAUCCAGAGGCAGCAAAGAAUGGAGCUGCUCGAUCGGCAGCUGAUGCUUUCACAGUUUGCACAAGCGAGGCGACAAAGACAGCAGCAGGGAGGGAUGAUCAACUGGAAUCGUCUUUUCCCUCCGUUACGCCAGCGACAAAAUAUAAACUAUCAGGAUGGUCGGCGAUCUGAACAACAAGCAUCCCCUCCUCUAGAGGUUUCUGAGGAACAGGUUGCCCGGCUCAUGGAGAUGGGAUUUUCCAGAGGUGAUGCUUUGGAAGCCCUGAGAGCUUCAAAUAAUGACCUUAAUGUGGCUACCAACUUCCUGUUGCAGCACUGACGGUCCCGCAGACAACACUGGGACUGGCGAGCCACUGACCACAGUGGGCUCCGUCCUGCUACAGCAUCAGCGCGAGGACCCUGCGCUCCGGCUGAUGUUCUCCAUGGCUCUUGGGCAAAGGGUGGAUCCCACUGCUCCCUCCCUAAUUCCAAGAUCGUUACUGUUUAAGUAUCGAAAAUAAGUUUCGAUACUCUAAAAUAAGUUUGCCAGUCAAUUAGCAUGUAUUUUCUAUCUUUAUUUUUUUAUUGGGUGUUUUUCUUAGUUUGGAGACUCAUCACUCAUUCCUAAUGUGUUUAAAAUGCAUUAAAAUUGCAGCUAUCUGCAAGCAGUUGAAUAGCACUCCAGAUGGGGGAUUACUGCUAUUGUGAUAUUAUUAUUUUUAUUAUAAUGCAUCAUCCUACAUUAUAUCUCGUCAUAAAUGCAGUAAAAGGAGGAGGGGAAAUGCUAUUCAGAAAGGACGUGUCAGGUUAUCCCUUACGGCCUUUUUUCAUCGCUAUUUUUUUUCUCAAAUUUGUUUUCAAACCCCAGUGGCUGUCCAUUGGCCACACUUCCUAGGGGGUGAGCAGUACCUGUCUGCUGCCCACAGUACAGGCCAGGCCCAGGUGAUGAGGGAGAAACAGAACUGAUUCCUACACUGUUCCAGCCCAUUCCUGUCCAGGGAAUUUUUCCCAACUCCUCCCCACUUCCAUUAAAAAGUAAUGAUAGUCAAUUACCGAUUCUAGGUUCUGGAAUACUCCAUGAAACUUAUCUGGAGUUAACUUUGCUUAGAGUAUCCAUAAUUAUCCACCCAGGCUGGGGUAGAAAUGGCAUAAAGAGAAAACAAAGAGAAGAGGGGCAGGCUGGAGCAAUAUGGGCAGGUUCUCCUGGCCCAGGGGUUGACUGCGAUCUGGGCACGAGGCAGAGUCGACUGCAGAGGAUGCCGUCACGGAGACAGGUGGGGAAGGCCGAGGUGGGUGAGCCUAAAAAGAUCUAAAGCAGGUGACUCAAGAUUUAAGGAAAUUGUACAGCAAUUGUGUUGUGCAAAAUAAGCAGAAAUGUAUCAAAUUGAUGUAAAUUUGGACAUGUAUAAUACUUACAAUAAAGUUUUUAAUGUGCAUAAUUUUUUGGUAUUUUUUAUUAGACUUAACUAAAUAAAACUUUGUUCUAGGCUGUA